AUGGGUAUAAACAAGGUAAAGGUUGAAACGAGGGACAUUAUUAUACAUGUCUCCGGAGCUUUUACGAGAUGGAAUUUUGAGAUGUUUACACGUAGAAGACCUAGGAGUGAGCUUGGGUUAUAUGACAUACAAAAAUUGAAGGAAGUCAGUUCUAACAGCGAGAUAAAUCAAGAGAUAUCCAUUUGGCUAAGUGUUGAUGCAAUGGAUUUUCUAGAGAAAUGCUUAGAGAACGAUCUUAAAAACAGUGUUGAGGUUCACAAAGAAGAAACUUAUGAAACUAUGAAAAAGAAAGACAAAGAUAUCAAUGAAAAUCUCCCAGAAGUCACAACAAAUGCUAGAAAGGAUGCAACUUAUUGUUUUUAA
Molecule: messenger RNA, 363 nt
Organism: Arabis nemorensis
Lineage: Eukaryota; Viridiplantae; Streptophyta; Magnoliopsida; Brassicales; Brassicaceae
Source: the annotation of a GenBank genome assembly